AUGGCGGAGGAGUUUAUGAAUGAUGCAAUGGAGGAGGAGGAGAUGGGCAGAUUAGUGUAUGAUGAUGAUGAUGAAGAUCUAUUGGAGUUUGACGAUCGUUGGUGUCUUGUGGGGAGAUUCCUAACCAAACAGGGAGUAGAUUUUCAGGCUAUGCAACAUAAAAUGGCCACUCUUUGGCAGCCGGGGAGAGGUAUGUAUGUCAAAGAACUCGGUCCAAAUCAUUUUUUCUUUCAAUUUUACCAUGAGGUAGAUAUUGAAAGGGUUAUCGAUGGAAGUCCUUGGACUUUUGAUCGCGCACCAUUGAUUUUUGAAAGGGUGACACCGGGUGCUAAUCCGAGAUCGAUCCCGUUAAACCAACUGGAUUUUGGGAUUCAACUACAUGAUAUGACAUCGGGGUUCAAGUCUGAGAGAGUGGUUCGGGAUGUUGGCAAUUAUAUAGGCAAAUUUGUUAAGUCCGACCCUAACAAUUUUGCGGGUGUGUGGAGGGACUACCUCAGAGUUAGAGUCACAAUUCGGGUGGACAAACCUCUCGAACAAAAGAUGAAACUGGAAAAGAAGAGUGGUGUUUCUUGCAAGAUCCUAUUCAAAUAUGAGGAUCUCCCUACAUUUUGCUUCAUCUGUGGUGUACUUGGCCAUUCGGAACGUUUCUGUGAUAGGUUAUUUGAGACUCCUCUUCAUUUGAUUGACAAGCCGUAUGGCUUGGAGUUAAAGGCAGCCCCGAGGAGACGACACUACACUAUGGGGGCUCAAUGGCUCCGAUCGGCCGUCGUGGCAAAGGCUGGUGCGUCAAGCUCUCAUGGAGGUGAGAGGGGACAACACAAUAAUGAUACAGAGAAAAAUCCGGGGAUGGGGAAUUCGCCAGCAAACAAUCCGAAUAUGAAUAUAGAUUAUGGAAAGAAUCCCACUAAUCAAGCCGCUGAAAGCAAUGGAGACAUAUAUGGCAAGUCAAAAGCCAUUGAAUUGAUUACAGGAUCAAAGGAUAAUGAUGCCGUGCCUAGUAUCCAGGUGGUUGAUUUGAAAAUAAGAAAAACAAUAAUGGACAGUGAUUAUAAUGGGGAGGAGGUUGAUGAGUUGGUUGGGCCAUAUGAUAAAAUGGUCAAUGACGUUAGUGGGGUUGAGUAUGAAGAUGUAAACAUGGGCUUUAAUGAUGGGGUUAAUCAAAAAAACUUCUUUGGGGCGGGUUCUGGUUCUCAGGCCCGCCGGGCAUUAUGA
Molecule: messenger RNA, 1212 nt
Organism: Cannabis sativa
Lineage: Eukaryota; Viridiplantae; Streptophyta; Magnoliopsida; Rosales; Cannabaceae
Exons: 1
Coding region: 1-1212 (403 amino acids)
Source: RefSeq, a predicted model, not a curated record